AAUUUUGAAGAUGUUAAAUUCUUUGAUCACUUGAUGGGUUGUCUCUCUGACAUAGACACAGCACUGGGUAUGUAUUAUGCAGCUGGAACCUCUAUAACACCUGCUGAGCUCAAUGAAGCUUGCAAAGCUGUCACUGGCCCAUCCGUCAGCAGUCAUCUUGUUGAUGUCCUUUUCACAAUUUUUGAUGAAAAUAAUGACGGUGAAUUAAUUAGAAAGGAGUUUGUACACGUGUUAAAAUCAAAGACUCAUGCAGUUUGCAAAAAUCAUGAGAAUUAGGACUAGCCAAACUAUUGAACUCAGUUGUGGCUUGCUCUGAAAAAGCAGUCGAAGACAAACUAGGGAUUGAAGCUUGAGUUGGUGCUAUGGUGUGGUCAAUCAAGUCAGGAUUAUGAACUAUUUUAUAUUAUAACAGAAAUAUCUUUUAGUGAUGGCAGGAUAUAGAAUAAUAUAUAAUUUAUUUUUUAUGUACUUAUUCUGUUUGAGUAGCAACAAUACAGAAACAUAUGAUUAUACU
Messenger RNA from Amphimedon queenslandica, 514 nucleotides. Its product is annotated as calcium uptake protein 1 homolog, mitochondrial-like. The coding region runs from base 34 to 276 and encodes 80 amino acids. The record is from RefSeq and is a predicted model, not a curated record. The transcript has 4 exons. NCBI's taxonomy places the organism in Eukaryota, Metazoa, Porifera, Demospongiae, Haplosclerida, Niphatidae. Gene Ontology annotation, molecular function: calcium ion binding. Gene Ontology annotation, biological process: mitochondrial calcium ion homeostasis; calcium import into the mitochondrion. Gene Ontology annotation, cellular component: uniplex complex.